This is a messenger RNA of Penicillium angulare, 711 nucleotides long. RefSeq lists its product as uncharacterized. Gene Ontology annotation, cellular component: nucleus. The transcript is spliced from 2 exons. The record is from RefSeq and is a predicted model, not a curated record. Gene Ontology annotation, biological process: positive regulation of transcription by RNA polymerase II. NCBI's taxonomy places the organism in Eukaryota, Fungi, Ascomycota, Eurotiomycetes, Eurotiales, Aspergillaceae. The coding region runs from base 1 to 711 and encodes 236 amino acids. Gene Ontology annotation, molecular function: transcription cis-regulatory region binding; DNA-binding transcription factor activity.
AUGGCACCUCAAAGCAGCCAGUGCCAUUCUCAAAUCACCGGCCUUUCAAUCUCUGACUUCGACGAUGGAGACAGUAUGAAAGAGCUCACUACCAAUUUUCGCCGCACCAGUGUCCCGGGUCUGGAAUGCAGCCAGUCUACCGAUGCAAUAUAUGGGAUUUCCCCAACCUUAUUUGACUUUUUAGGAAUGGUCAAUGUUUUAGCCAAUCAUCGCAGUAAACGGGUUGAUGAGCUAUCUGAAAUCGGCUUCCGGACUGCAUCAACACUCGUAGAGACGCGAAUUGAUGAAUGGCGAUCGGAGCGCGAUCAUAUGGAACAACAACAACCUGAUACAGAAUUUGCCACAACUGCAUUUGAGUGGGCAAUUCGUUUACGUUUGCACCAGGUCGUAGAAGGCUAUGACCCGUUACAUGAAUUUGUAGAAAGGGCCAUAGCCACGAUUCUCGAAUCUGUGCAAAAUAUACCUUAUGCCAGUCGAGUGGAAGGAUGUCUUCUCUUUCCUCUCGUCAUUGCUGGAUCGUCCAGUGUCGACAUUGAACGGCGGAUGAUAGUCAAGGAGCGACUGAUGGUUAUGGAAAAUACCUUGGGAUUCAAUCAUAUUCAAUAUGCACGACAGCUCUUGGAGGCUGUUUGGGAUGGAGCGACUUGUUCAUCCGAUCUGAAUUGGGCAGCUGUACGAUAUAGUCAGUUUCCAGGCGUGGUAUUCGUUUAA